AUGGGCAUCAGCAAUACAAUUCUGAGGCUCUGUGUUCUAGCUUCCGCUGGGCUGGCCUUUCAAAACUAUGACGGAGACUCUGCCUAUCAUGAAAAAGGGAAGCAACUUGAUCCUAAUCAAGCAGCUAAGGGUGACCCACGACCUCUUUCAAGCGCAGACAAAGGCCUGCUCACUUGUCGAUCCAUUGCGAUGGUCUAUGAAAAGGUGCUCCCCUUGAGGGAGGACGACGACGCCAAGAAAUUGAAUUGUGAAAGAAGAUGUGCUCUCGAGUAUUGGUUGGCGGUGUCGGUAAUUGAUCUAGCACAUGAGGAUCCUGUCGAAGACACUGCUGAGGAGGAAGGAGGUUCGGAAGAGCACUAUCGCCGAGGCGCUCGCGAGCCUUGUCUUGCCGAAGACGACCUGACUUGCGCUGAUUACACAUGGGAAGAGUUCGAUGUUGGUUUUUGGAGCCCGUCAAAAAGGACGGAGGUCGCAGGAGGUACAAGAAGCACACUGGCGGCUGAUCAGCGUCGUGCUACACAAGCUUGUGAACUUCUCAACAGGGCACGCGAGGUUUUGUCUGAGGAACCUGGAGUCGUGGACAAAGCCGGUAUCUCAGGUUCUGGUGUCAGUCCUGCGUUUCAUUCUGCAGGUACGCGUAUUGACCGGAUCCGUCGCGAUCGAACCAUCAAAAGAGUCAUCAAAUUGGCGAUCCAAGCUAUGAUGCAUCUUGUCUGCCUUUCCCCUCAUGUGGAUGAAUUUGACUUGCCUGUGGAUUCGCCUGUGGAUUCGCCUGUACUUGGAGCUAAAAAAGAGGCGCCUGCGACGACGAAGGUGUGUAUGUGCUAUCUCACGUUGUCUCCCGCCAAGGUCUAUGAAUCUUUCGAGGCUGCCAACAUAUUUUCUGGGGCAUCGAAAGAAACAAAAGCAACUGCGAGCCCGGAAUGGUACCUCAGAAUUCCUGUCACUGAUCAAGGACCUUCCUGCGAUCCACGGUCUGUUGGCCAGCGCCACACACUCACGCUUGAUGGGUGGCUAUUUCGCGAUGCCACUGUGCUCUACGACAAGAUUGACUGCCAUUCGUCCAAUCACCCCGACGUCAUGGCCCUGUCAGGAACCAUGGAGAAGCGCUCGAUUGGCUUCGGCUUUUUUGGCAAGACUCGCGGGCGCAAAGCUCGAUCGGCCCUCGAGCAGGCAGAGAUGCAGGCCAAGGUCGCCAUCAAAGGCAACAAAACACACGUUUGGGGUGAGGAAGGAAGCGCACGGAUAUCCUCUGAUUGCGCACAGAGCACGACGCCCGCCUUGUCAAGUCUCGCACCACCGCUGGCUUCCAUGCUCAACGAUCGAGAGAUGCUCGGCUCGAAGUUUGAGAUGAAUGCUGAAGCUUUGAACAAUGAAGCAUGUACUGCUGAGCAAACGCCAGUCCUGCCAGAGCUACCAGGACCCAUUUCGCCGCUCAGCGAUCCAGUGUUGCCGAUCCUCGAAGUGCCUGCAGCGCCUGCGUUGCAACAGACCAUUCGCAAGCAAUUUUCAUUUUGCCCGUCGACUCUGUCUGUUCGCGAAUCAAGCAUCCCUCCGCUUGUGAGCCUUCGCGAGCAAGCCGAGGCGCGACAAGGAUCCAUGCGUUCAUUAUCGACAUCGUCAAGCGGCCUCUACUCACCCUAUCCACGACACUCCGCUGCAGCUGCCUCAAAAUCAAACCCAUCGCUUGUUAAUCGAUCGCGCUCAUACGGGUCCAGUCGCAUUCUCUCCAUGAAUCAGCCAACACGACGAAGCAGUACCAGCCACAGUGUGCUGUCUGAUCAACAUGUUUCGAUUUACGGUGAUGAUGAAAGUGACUUUGAGCUGGAAGGCCCACGUUCGCCUCAUGGAUCAUUGCGCUACAGCCAUUCUCUCAUUUCACGCACAUCGCACGAGCGAACAGCUCUUGGAUCUCAGCUAGGAUCGACUCUGUCAUUAGAUGGUGGCAUGCCUGAACAAAUUUGCCUGGCACCUGUGCCAGAUGCACUUCGAACGACUCCGAUCACGGUCCCCGCAAAUCAAGCAUUUCGAACAGGCACAUUCGAUGCAGAUGAGUAUGAGCUUGGGGAUGAUGAUGACAUGUCUUCGGUCUCUGGCAUGAGUGUCUUUUCUUCACUGGGUGAUUCGGAAGAGCUUGUCACCUCGUCGCAACGUCAAUCGAGUCAAUUCGAUGGUGAGCCUGGACUCACUGCAGACUUGCAUCCAGGACUUCGCAGAGCAAGUGUCAAGAGAUCCAUGCGUGUGAGCUAUCAGGAAAGUGGCGAUGGCGGCUACAUUGUUGAACGCCGGCAUCGUCGCAAAUCCUCAAUCCCUGUUACAAACAAUACUGCCCUGCCGUCCAUCUCAAUUGGGCCUGUCGAUGACCGCAGGGAUUCUGAUGAUUUUGGGGCCUCGCCCCAAUCACCUAUUGACCCAGCCGAGGAGGCCUGGGCGAGCAAAGUGCAGAACAUCGCCACAGUUCUGGCUGGCUCGCCAAGUCAGAUAAUGAGCGAUGCUGCAGCGGUGGUAGAAGAAGGUGAUUGGGUUGUUGAACGAGAGUAUGUUCCAAGCGGCGGGAUAUAG
Messenger RNA from Protomyces lactucae-debilis, 2562 nucleotides. RefSeq lists its product as uncharacterized. NCBI's taxonomy places the organism in Eukaryota, Fungi, Ascomycota, Taphrinomycetes, Taphrinales, Protomycetaceae. The transcript has 3 exons. The record is from RefSeq and is a predicted model, not a curated record. Bases 1 to 2562 code for a protein of 853 amino acids.